Armigeres subalbatus is the source of this 1104-nucleotide messenger RNA. Its product is annotated as tigger transposable element-derived protein 1-like. Gene Ontology annotation, cellular component: nucleus. The coding region runs from base 240 to 1025 and encodes 261 amino acids. NCBI's taxonomy places the organism in Eukaryota, Metazoa, Arthropoda, Insecta, Diptera, Culicidae. The record is from RefSeq and is a predicted model, not a curated record. The transcript has 2 exons. Gene Ontology annotation, molecular function: DNA binding.
UCUUGCCGACAGAUAAACAAAAACUAAACUGUCAUCGAAAAAUACGAGAGAAAGUGGAUAAGCGGACGCUGUUCGUGAAAAAAAUCAUAUACCUAUUUAAUAACCUGAUAAUAGAUUAAGAGUCUUCUGACUAUGACUAUGAUGCACUAACUGAAAAGUACAAUAAUUGAUAUAUUUCACUAUUUGCUCUGUUGACCAUCGUUUCGAUAUCAGUUAUUUUCGCUCACCUCAUUAUUAAAAUGAAUCCGGCUCCAAAGAAAAUAAGAAAAAGCUUAUCCUUACAAACAAAAAUCGAUAUUCUGGACUGUCUUGCUGCGGGAGCAAAAAUAGCCCAAAUAGGCCGGAAGUUCAACAUAUCGCCGUCAACAAUUGCAACUAUCAGACAUAACGCGACUAGCAUCAGGCAAGCCGUCACUCGGGGUGCAGACAUAAGUGCCAGCCGGUCAUCGUACGUCCGUAACCCGCUAACCGAGCGAAUGGAAAAGAUGUUGCUCGCCUGGAUGGAAGACAAUCAGCGGGAAAACAAAUCGCUGGAUAGCGAAACGAUACGAGCGAGGGCUCUUCACAUCUAUGGCCAAUUGCAGGCUGAGCAGGGAACGGAGGUACCACAAAAACGAGUAUUCCAAGCGAGUGCGGGAUGGUUUGAAAAGUUCACGAAAAGAUAUUCACUGCCAGGUGCGAAAGGAGAGAUUUCACCUCUGGGUGCUUCUGCUACCUUUCCGUCCGAAGAGAGCGAGAUGAUGGAAAUGUUGAUCGAUCCUGAAGCUGCCUCAACUUGCGUCGAAGGGACCGAAAAUCAUUCACUAGAAUUCGAUCAAGUUAAAUUGGGUGAAUUGCUUGAGAUUUCGGAAGUUAUGGCAAAUCUCGUGUUGAGCGAGGAUAUGAACACUGGGCGGGCGGUAAAGUUUCAAAAGGAUCUCAACAAGCUUAUGGAGCGCUACAAAGAGCUUCAUCACCAGCAAUCUGCUAUCGUUUCAAACUAUGAAAAUAGCUUGGUUAAGGAGGAGAAAUUUACACCAUAUUAAUAAGCUUAUUUAUAAGAUUGAGUUAAUAUAACAUCGACUAUUUAUUUAUUUGCAUACUAAAUAAAAAGAGAUAUUUUAA